This is a messenger RNA of Mya arenaria, 4237 nucleotides long. Its product is annotated as hypoxanthine-guanine phosphoribosyltransferase-like. Lineage: Eukaryota; Metazoa; Mollusca; Bivalvia; Myida; Myidae. The transcript has 8 exons. Gene Ontology annotation, molecular function: hypoxanthine phosphoribosyltransferase activity; magnesium ion binding. Gene Ontology annotation, biological process: hypoxanthine metabolic process; purine ribonucleoside salvage; guanine salvage. The record is from RefSeq and is a predicted model, not a curated record. The coding region runs from base 21 to 776 and encodes 251 amino acids.
CUUACGUGUCAAACAUGUGAAUGUCAAAUGUUCAUGUAAUUGCCAUUCGGUUUGUAUUGUUUAAAAUAUCUACGUUACAUUCCUUAAGUCUUGAACGUUCAUCGACUACAUUCUCCAAUAUGUCUUCAAAUAACAGCAUUGUGCUGCCAGAUGAUGAAAAAGGCUACCCGCUGGAAAUGUUCUGUGUGCCCAAACACUACGAACAGGAUCUGGAAAACAUUCUUAUCCCCUCCGGACUCAUUAAUGACAGGAUUGAAAGGGUUGCUCGUGACAUUGUAAAGGACAACAAUGACGAGGGUCUGGUUGCCCUUUGUGUGUUAAAGGGAGGAUACAAGUUCUUCACCGAUCUCCUUGACAAGAUUAAAAUGCUGAAUCGUAAUCUUGAACACUCGGUUCCUUUAGCUGUCGAUUUUAUUCGCCUUAAAAGCUAUGUGGAUGACCAACAAUCGAGUGAGGUGGAAGUUAUAGGAGGGGAUAACCUGGAAAAUCUCACAGGCAGGAACGUACUUGUUGUGGAAGACAUUGUUGACACUGGGAACACGAUCACCAAACUGCUUUCUAUCCUCAAAAAAGUCAACCCUAAGUCUAUCAAAGUUGCCAGUCUGCUUGUAAAAAGGACUUCCAGAAGUAUUGGAUAUAGGCCUGACUAUGCUGGGUUUGAAAUUCCUGAUGCAUUUGUUGUUGGCUAUGCACUUGAUUAUAAUGAGUACUUCAGGGACCUGAAUCAUAUCUGUGUCAUCAACCAGCAUGGAAAGGACAAGUAUGCAUCGAUUUAACCAACGCCUCGGCAUUUAGUCCUUUUUGUGAGACAUCAAUAUGUGUAUUUUCUGGCAUUAUAUUGUCUUUCUUGUCAUCUCUUGCACUACGGGCCACAUUCAUGAACCAUUUUAGGCUAUGCUUGAGACUCGAGACUCAAAACUUCAAUUCUUAGUUUCUUCAAAAAUUGAAGAGCAAUAAUAAUAAAAAUUGCUGCAUAUGUCUAAAAUAACAUAUUUAACAACAAUGAACAUAUCUUUUGUAAAAAAAAUAAUAUAUAUAUUAAAGAUACUUUGAUACAUUUAAAAAAUCACUUUUCUGAGUUUCGAGCUCAAGUUUGUGAAUAUGAGUCCAGAAGAAAAAUUAUAUUAAGUAUUGUGUCCUGCUAACCAAGAACUUGAUUAUUUUAAUUCUGUUAUAUGGAUUUUAUUAUUAAUAUUUUGUAUUUUUUGCAUAAAAGUGUGAUGUUAGGUCAUGUAGUAAUGUUAUCUUUACAUCUGUGUUAUAAACCAGAAUAAGUGAGAGUAUUUUUGAGCUUGUCUGCUUUUUGCAAGUUGUGGUAUUGUGAUAGCCUUGCAGGUCGUUCAAGCACAACCUGCUCAUUACUCAAAAACCAUUUGAGAUAUUCAAAUGAAACUUGGUAUACAUAUUACCAGUGACAAUAAUGUUGAAUAAGCCCCUCCGCCCUCCUCUCAAAAACAACAAAAUAAAAAAACAACAAUGCAGCAAAAACUUGGCCAUUAUUCAAAAGCCAUUUAAGAUAUACAUAUGAAACUUGGUACACAUUGGCCAGAGGCAAUAUGCACAUUUAUAGCAAGGCGCAUAACUCCUACUUUAAUAAUUGUCCAGUUAUGCCCCUUUUUUGACAAAAUAACAGAUAAGCAUUUGAUGUUUGCUCCACUGCGUUCUUGUUACUUGUUAACCUUAACUUCAUAGCCAAAACAAUUUUCACAAUUUAUUUCAUCAGAUAUUUUUUGUAUGAUACUCAAAUUCGUUGUUUUAUAUAAUUAUACUCAUUCAGUGAAACUACAAUGAUUAAAUUUUGGUCUCAAAGAUGGGAGAAAAGUAUAAAAUUUAACUAUGAUGCAUAUGUUUUACAGUUUGGAUAAUGUAUUUAUAAAUGUUAUUCACAUACACUUCAACUACUAUCUGAUUUGAUAAAAAGAUAUGAACUUCGUCCAGCAAAAUUGGGUAAGUUGACAUGCAAACUAAUGUUAAUAUAUUGUUAGUGGUGUGUAAGCUUAUUUAUACUCACACUUGACAUAUUGUUGUCUGCAGGUGCAUUUCUAUACUCCAUUUAUCACCAAUAUUUAACCGAAUGAUUUUGUUUUAUAUAGAAGCAUGGAACUUGGAAUUUGUACCCUUCGUGGAUAAUAAUUUGAAAACUACUAAAUCAAGUGAAUUUUGUUGGAUUUAAUAAACAGCACCAUUAUUGAUUUUGAUUAUUUUAUAGACAUACUGGUUGGUUGUGAAAAGGAAGAAAUAAAAUGAAUUAAAUAACCAAAAGGGCUGUUAUUUUCUUAUCUAAUGAUUUGUCAUUAGUGUUUGACUUUCAUUUUAUAUGGAAAUGUUAAAAACUAAAGUUAGAGUUUGCCCACAAGAGCAAACUUUGCUGGAUAAGCUUCAAACAUACAUGGAUAGAGCUUUCUUCACAGUAUUACUGCUUUAAAAUUGAUUGUAAUUUUUAUUAGUCUUUUUUCUGUGAAACGAGAAGAAAACUGCUAUCUGUAGUUUUAGUUAUAACCAUGGCAUUGUAUGUGUUCUAUAAUCUACAUGUAUGUGUAUAGUUAUGAAUAUAAAAAAAUGUUCAGUGGCAUUAAAAUUACAAAAUUAAGACUAGAAUUUAUGAAAGAGGGUUUGUAAUUUGCUACAUUCAUAAUGCCUCUAAGCUACAAUGUCUGAUUCUCCAUUGAACAUUAUUAAUUCAAAAUAUUGGAAUGGAAUGACGGAUGAUGGAUUACUUAACUACUAAUUUGAAGCAUUAUAAAUUGUAGACCAUUUUUAGAUUAUCCACUCGGCUUACAUGCAAUCAGUGUUAUGUAACCACAUUAACCAAAUACUCUCAUUUUAGUUCCCUCCCAUGCAAAUGACUUAGGUUUCUUUCUGUUUUUAACAUUCAGGUUAAAAUGAAUUUGUGUUAUCCUUUUAAUCAUUUAAGAUUUUACUUAUAUUUACUUACGUAAAGAGUAACUACAUGAAUUUCAUUAAAGUUCAGAACAUAUUAUGAAGUUCAGAACAUAUUAUGUAAAAUCUUCAUGAUUAAAAGGGCUGAACACGCAAAGCAUGCAAGACCUUCUUAAGUCAUUAAGAUUUUACAUAAUGUGUUCAAACUGGGCAUGAUUUGUUGUUUUCACCAGGUCCAGUCACCAGCUUGUGACACGGUGUCUGCUAAGUUGUUUAACUGCCAUUUUUAAUGAUCAUUUAGUCUGGUACUUUUUUGACGUCGAUAGACGGUCAGACUGGGUUUUAUCUGAAGAGGUUGAUUUAGAAUAAUUAUGCACUAGGUAAAAUUGGUGGAGUUUCGAUAGUAAAUUUUGAACAAAUCAAAAGUUUUCAUGUGCUAAAGUACGUUGAAAUUCAGGUUUUGUGUGAUCAUUUAAUCCAUGCUAAUCACAUCUGUAGAAAUCCUAGAACAAUUAAAGCGUGUUGCAUUGUUCUACAAUUUUCCGUCAAAUUGAAAUUUUGGCCAAGGAUUGCAUCAUUAAAAUAGAAGCAAAUCUAAAAUGUUUCACACGUGUAGAAGCAGAAAGUUUUGUACUCUUUUAUAGGGUAAGAAAUAUUUUCAUAUCUUAUCUGUCGAAAAAGUUAUUUAGAAAUUAACGUCACUUACUAGUUUGUUUACAUCGGUUGUGACCCGUGCUGACCCAUGUAAGAACCCCUUUAAGUCACGUGAUUCCUCACCCUGAUAGUGGAGUUUGUCAUUCAUAGAUUUUGCUGUAUACAUGUAUGCAAUUGUUAAGGUUUUAUUUUGUUUUGAAUUAUAGAUUUUUUAUGAAACUUUCAAGAAGAUAUACCUCAGUCAUUUUUCAUGUGUUGCUGUGGAAAAACUUUUUAUGACAUGUAAAUUCCAGAUUUGUUGACAUCUUUUUGGAUGAGAUAUUAUGGUUAAUUUACUCCUUAGAAAAUGUAGAUCAUUCUAAGUUUUUGAGAGUAUUUUUACUGUUGGAAAACUAAGUCUUAUAGUAGAUAGAAAAACAAGCCAUAGUUAAUUAAAGGACUUAAUAAUGGGAAUACUAGUAUCACAAGUAUAUAUUUCAAAGUUACUUUGAUAAUAUAUCAUAUCAGAACAUUCUCAAAAUGAACUGAAUUUUUUGUUCUAAAAACAAAUGUUACAACAAACAAUGAUUCCUCCCAAGUAUGAAAAUAUGUCGAACUGUCUUUUUUUUAUUCAACAGUGUUCUAUUGAUAAAUUGUUUAUAUCUUUGUUCAAUUUUUGUGAAUGUGUUUUUAUGGUAACUAGAAAAUAAACCAUAUACUCUCA